This is a messenger RNA of Arabis nemorensis, 309 nucleotides long. The record is from the annotation of a GenBank genome assembly. NCBI's taxonomy places the organism in Eukaryota, Viridiplantae, Streptophyta, Magnoliopsida, Brassicales, Brassicaceae.
AUGGUUGAUCAAAAAAGAGAAACUGGAGAGAAAAGCAAGAAGAGCUUGCUUUAUCCCGUGAAGUCAAGAACCCUCUCUCUCUCUUCCCACUUAGCUCUAAGUAUCUCUCCCCGCAAGUUGACAAACACGAGCGGUCUGCAAUGCAACACUUUUCAUCCCCAAGAAAAUUCGCUACUAAAUUUCUGCUUGCCUCCGUUUGGCUCUAAGUUCUCACGUAUGCAAGAGCUGAAGGGAGGACUUAUAUUAGUUUACGUCAUAAUCAAAACACGGCUUGCGUUCUGUGUGCAUGAACAUGUUACAUGGGUCUGA